UGUGUCUCCGGGAUGCUGAGCGGGCGGGGCCGUUUUUCCUUGCAGUGCCAGGCUAUGGAGUGAUGUGGCAAGACGCACUGGACCGAGCGGACACGAAGGGAAACAUUGGAAAGGCCAGUUGGGUGUUUUCUUAUUAGACUAAAAAACAGUGGUAGCUUAUUUCAAGAAGCACAAUGGGUUCACUUAACAAGCCAAUCUAACGUCAAGGGCUCUGGAACCAUCUUUGCAGCGGACAUCUUGUUUCUUUUCUGUCAGGAUUCUCAGAGUGUAAAGAAACAUUUUCUUUCAUACCGGAGUCGAGGGAAAUUGUGUUGUAGUGGACCUCGCCGAACCUCACUAUGGCGUGGCCCUGUAUCAGCAGGGCGUGCUGCAUGGCCCGCUUCUGGAACCAGCUGGACAAGGCUGACAUUGCGGUGCCUUUGGUCUUCACCAAGUACACGGAUGUCUCCGAGAUGCAGCACAUUCAGCUGCAGCCGCCCCUGCACCCUUCCCAGGCCCGGGUCGCCAUAGAAACGCAGCCGUCUCGUGCCGAAAGCCGCACCAACACAGCGCGCGCACCUCGAAGAUGCGUCUCCGAGGAGCGCGUGUGCAGCUCGGUAAUGCGCGAGGACUUUAAGCACUGGAAAGUGCGACCCGAACCGAGCUGUAAACCCAAGAACCAGUACCACGAACCGGAUACACCGUUUAACAGCGAGACCCAGUACCAGAAGGAUUUCAAGCCUUGGCCCAUCCCAAAACGGUACAACCAUCCCUGGAUACCUAAACCCGAUGACCGGGUACCGGACCGGUCCAGGCAUGCGAAACAGCACGUGGCCUUGGCAGAUAGAGACAACGGCAUAGAGAAGAGUGCUAUCGCCGACAAGGUGCAGGAGAAGGACCUAUUUCAGGAUCGGGAGCGAAAAAAGCGUCCCAGUAAGCAGGAAGGCGAGAAGAAAAUUGUCCUGAAGGUGGACGGAGAGGGGAGAGGGCGGGCGGCCACGGACGCCGUGAACCGGCAGAUCAAGCACGAGAUUUCAACCGGCAGCUCAUACAAAACGGAAUUCAAGGCGUACAGAGAUGUGAAACCAGCGAAGAUGAUACGGGCCAAGUCCCAGUAUCUGCCCCCAGAUGAGAAGACCAGCCUGGAGACCAGCUACAGCGCCACCUUCAAGGGGCAGGCCCCGCUGCAGUCUGCUGAGAACAAGGCCCUGGAGAGGAGGAGGAUACGCAGUUUGUACAGUGAACCUUACAUAGACUCCGCCAAGCAGGUUGACAGGUAUAGUGUCCCUCGCUCUAAACCCAAAAAGUCUGGAGCCACAGCAGCAGGACAGGGCAACAAGCCGGCAAGGAAAUCCAAAGAUAAGCAGAGCGCCGCGCUGAGAGGCUCCAAGAAGGCAACCUCGGAGAACCAGAGCGAGAACCGGCCCGCAGUGGGGGACAAGGAGAAAAGGUUGUGCUAAAACAGUACCACUACAUACAACUCUGCCAGCCAAUCCGAGAUAUUGGCUGGGUGCAGACCCUAAAGCAACACCUGUGGGGCUGUGCGCUACCGAAUCCCAGGUAAUCUGUCAGCGACCGGGAUAAAUAGACCACGAGCCACAACUGCCACUCAUUCUCAUUCAUACUGUACACACUCAUGGAGUUGUGUUUUAAUUUUUGUUUUCUAUUGCAGUGGCACGGUUUUGUUUUUCUGGUGAACCACCACAUUAUUUCUGGUCCACCCCUCAGGACAUAGCCUCUGUAGUUCUCUUCCAUAUGGACACUAGAGUGUGGGGGUGAAUGGGGCCGUCUGACUGCCUGCUGUCACAUCCACACUACAUGUAAGGCUCCUUAAGGUGGCUGUUCUUAAGGAAGCCCCAGGUCCAAUCCAGUCAUCCCUAAAACCAUGAACCUCAGUAGUUCACUCACUCUUCAUGAAUAAAAACAAAAUGCAUGAUGGUCGAGGGACUUGAGGACAUUACUUGUGUCAGCGGGUGAUGAUCAACGAGCCAUUUUUUGAAGCAUGAUGCCACCCUUUUCUGUUGGAUUUGUGAUCUGAUGUCAUGUUUGAAAUUUCGGUCCUGCAUCUGCAGUAGAUUACCUGUUAAGUUUUAGCAUGAAGUCAUGUGGGGUAAGGAUGAAUGCAAUAAGGAAAGCGGCUUGGGAAAGACAGUCCAAUGGAGCUUGUAAGUGCACGUUAAUGAUCUUGGUUUAUUAGAUUCUCAUCCCGAUGUGAUUUGGUGACGAUGUUUGUGCUGCAUCACCCUGAGACCAUCACUGUGUCUGAGAUGCCGCUGUUGUCACUAUGAUAAAAUAAAGUAUAGAUUUAAAUCAGUGAGUAAUCCAACAACAAAUUGUAAAGUAGUAUAUAUUUAACAAUUAGCACGUCUAAUAGCAAGCAAACAGGAAAAUAAGUGAGUUUAAGCCUAAAAACAAUGCUUUCAGGGUCACAGGGUGCUCAGCUCAGCCCAGCCCUGUGACUUACUAUACUGAUGUCUGUCUGAAACAAGUGCCUCAUAAUGUGUUCUCCUUCUGUCUCCUCCCUCCUCUCCACUGUCUUAACCAUGUGCUGCCUCCUAGAGAUGCUAAGGACGAGGUUCUCCGACCCAGUCAUCAUCAUUCCCAGGGUGCUGCUGGAGGAGAACCACAGUCGCCACUGGAGAGAGCCGAGCCUCGGCGGAGCGGCGGAGUCGUACGCUUUGCCCUAGACGUGAACCAGACCG
Messenger RNA from Betta splendens (Siamese fighting fish), 2681 nucleotides. It is a transcript of the gene map6a, whose product is annotated as microtubule-associated protein 6a. Gene Ontology annotation, biological process: cytoskeleton-dependent intracellular transport; regulation of microtubule cytoskeleton organization; microtubule cytoskeleton organization. The transcript has 4 exons. Gene Ontology annotation, cellular component: microtubule; cis-Golgi network; Golgi-associated vesicle. Gene Ontology annotation, molecular function: calmodulin binding; microtubule binding. The coding region runs from base 339 to 1439 and encodes 366 amino acids. NCBI's taxonomy places the organism in Eukaryota, Metazoa, Chordata, Actinopteri, Anabantiformes, Osphronemidae. The record is from RefSeq and is a predicted model, not a curated record.